Molecule: messenger RNA, 1410 nt
Organism: Gossypium arboreum
Lineage: Eukaryota; Viridiplantae; Streptophyta; Magnoliopsida; Malvales; Malvaceae
Product: scarecrow-like protein 18
Exons: 1
Coding region: 97-1410 (437 amino acids)
Biological process (GO): regulation of DNA-templated transcription; meristem initiation
Cellular component (GO): nucleus
Molecular function (GO): sequence-specific DNA binding; DNA-binding transcription factor activity
Source: RefSeq, a predicted model, not a curated record
AUUUAUAUAUAUAGCAUCUGCUAUAGCUUUUGCUUAUAUACGUAUGUAUAUAUAUCGGUUUUCAAGCUUUGUGUUCAUUUCUGAUUUGACACACCUAUGUUGAGUUUAUUGAUUUCACCAUUCAUUGAUCAAGAAGAAGAAGAGGGUUUAUUUUUAUUCGUAGCUUCAGAUCUACACAGCCAACACCGUCAGCAGCGGCGGCAGCCACCGUUAAAGAUGCGUCAAUUACUCAUCAGUUGCGCGGAGCUUGUUUCUCAAUCUGAUUUCCCUGCUGCCAUUCGCCUUUUGUCUAUUUUAUCCUCUUCGUCAUCGCCUUCCGGCGACUCCAUCGAGCGGCUCGUUCACCAGUUUGUUAAAGCGCUUUCUCUUCGAAUCAAUCGUCUUCACCACCACCAUCACCACCAUGGCCUUGCAGGUUCGAGCUUGAUGAGGAUGAUGAAUGAUAUUAACUUUCCGAUAACGAGUACCGCCGGUCCGGUGAAUUUCGACAUUGAUCCGUCGUUACAGUCAUGUUAUCUUUCUUUGAAUCAAAUAACUCCAUUCAUUAGAUUUGCUCAUUUAACAGCUAAUCAAGCCAUUCUUGAAGCUAUACAAGUAGGGCAACAAUGUAUACAUAUUAUUGAUUUCGACAUCAUGCACGGUGUACAAUGGCCGCCGUUGAUGCAAGCGUUAGCGGAACGAUCAGCCAACACUCACCACCCACCGCCGAAGCUUCGAAUUACCGGAACCGGACACGAUCUAAACAUUCUUCACCGAACCGGCGACCGUCUUUUCAAAUUCGCACAAUCAUUAGGUCUCAGGUUCGAGUUCCACCCGCUUUUAGUCCUUAAUGAAGAUCCAACAUGGAUAGCUACUAAUUUUACUUCCAUGGUCACGAUCCUACCCGACGAGGCACUAGCUGUUAACUGCAUGUUGUAUCUCCACCGGUUGUUAAAAGACGAUUCUCGUGAUAUCCGUCUCUUCCUCCACCACAUCAAGGCCUUAAACCCCACCGUGGUGACCGUCGCCGAAAGGGAAGCUAACCACAACCACCCACUCUUCUUACAAAGGUUCGUUGAGGCCUUGGACUAUUACACCGCCAUCUUUGAUUCUUUAGAAGCAACGUUGCCGCCUAAUAGCCGAGAAAGACUGGCGGUGGAACAAAUAUGGUUCGGCCGGGAAAUAGUCGAUAUAGUGGCGGCCGAAGGCGAGAAUCGAAGAGAACGGCACGAGAGGUUGGAGACAUGGGAAGUGAUCCUUAGAAGCUCAGGGUUUAUCAAUGUUCCAUUGAGUCCAUUUGCACAUUCACAAGCUAAGCUUCUUCUUAGACUCCAUUAUCCUUCUGAGGGUUAUCAACUUCAAAUUGUCAACAAUUGUUUUUUCCUAGGUUGGCAAAAUCGUCCCCUUUUCUCUGUAUCUUCAUGGCGCUAG